AUGUAAUCUUAAUCUAUAAAAUCUAAUGGAAGUGUACUUCUAGAUUACUUCAAGAGUCUUGAAGAAGAGAAUUGGAAUAUAGAAUUGACCCAGUAUUAGAAACUAGUUGAUUUUAAAUUAAGUUAGAAUGUGAUAACUUUUGCAGAAGUGCAAAACUUUUAUGCAUUUGAGGAUCAAAAGUAAGUGUAAAACUUAAUGUAGGAAUUUCCUUUAAAUGCAUUCACAAACUUAAUGGACAGACCAAGAAUGGAAAAUAUUGAUUUGGAUUGUGAUAUCGUAUUGUACGAUACAUAAAAUGAAUCUUUUAAAAAUGGUAUGUGGUAUGUCGAUAUUUAGAAUGAUUGGGAGAUGAUUGAGAAGUUAAUAAAAUUCAAAAGUGGUUUAAAUUGUUAAUAUAAAUGGCUAUGUCAUGUAAUUGGAAGAGAGGAUAGAUUGUAAUGGUGUUAAGAAGAGGAGUAGAUGUUAAAAGAGGAAGUUGAAAAUAGCAAAAAUUUGAAAUGGCAUGAAAUACAAUUUUAGAUAUUCAUGAAAUCUAAUGGGAGAUAUUUUAAGAAAGCCAAACAAUGUAGAGAGAGAUGGAACAAUUAUUUGGAUCCCAGAAUAAAUAGGUAUAAUGAAAGUGAGGUUUUUUUAUAGGAGUUAUUGGAAACCAGAAGAGGAUUUGUGUUUGAUGAAAUUAGCUUAAUCUGAAGGUUUGAAAUGGUCCAAAAUUUCUUAUAAGAUGAAAAAUAGAACUGAAAAUUAAGUAAAAAAUAGAUUUAAGAGUCUAAUAAAUAAGGAGACAAAAGGAUUACAAAUGUAAUUAGAUAUGGGUUAACUUAUUGACAACAUCAUCUAAAAAUUAAUCCCCUUAUAAUUUAAUAAUACUAGUGAUUAUGUGCAAGAAGAAAAACCAUAAAAAGUAAUCUGUUUAGAUAGGAAUAUUAAUUAUAUAUAAUAACAAUAAUUUUGGAUAUACUAAUAUUAGUACUAUUUGGCAUAAUAGCAAUAUUAAAUGUGUUAUAAUUACUAUUAGGGAGAGUAAUCAAUCAAAAGUGAAGAUUGUCAAUCUGAGAAGAUAUCUAGAUCAAAUAGCUUUUGUGGAUUAUUAGAUAAGUUAUCCUUAGAUUCAAAGUCUUUGACUUAAGAAUUAAAUAAGCAAUAAAAUGCUUAAGAAAUUGAAGUUCCAAUCAAUAAUAUUACAAAAUCUUAAUAAUAAAUUACUAUUCCUAAUUUUAUAACAGAAAAUUAAGGAAAAGUCAAAUCUAACAAACAAAGAUUCAAGUUUUCUUCUGGAGAUUAAUGA
This is a messenger RNA of Paramecium pentaurelia, 1285 nucleotides long. The record is from the annotation of a GenBank genome assembly. NCBI's taxonomy places the organism in Eukaryota, Ciliophora, Oligohymenophorea, Peniculida, Parameciidae.